GGAGGCGGGCGGGGCGCGGACGCUGGCUCUCGGCGGCAGCACUUUUGGUGGCGGUUCGGGACACGGUGCGGGAUGGAGACGGACGAGCAGGACUGCGUGGCCGCCUGGUGGGACAUGGUCCUACGGAACCUGAGAUCUAUUCCACACUGCUGUGCAACACUCAGAAGAAAAAUUGCAGCUCAGUACAACAGCUUUUGUAGUAAAUCACUAAAAGAACACAUUUUCCCUCCUCUGAUGGACAUGCUGAUUUUUUUUAAUUUUUUCAAAGCACCGUUUCUUGUGGAUUUAAAGGAUCCAGAGUUAAAGAUGCCUCACACGGUGAACUUCUAUAUCAAAGUUGAACCUGGAGUGAUUCUGGGAAUCUGGCACACAGUUCCCAGCUGCCGGGGGCAAGAUGCUAUGGGGCAGGACCGUUGCUGGUAUGAAGCAGCCCUUCACGAUGGCAACCCAAUUAUUGUUUAUCUUCAUGGCAGUGCAGAACACAGGGCAGCUUCUCACAGGCUUAAAUUAGUUAAGAUGCUGAGUGAUGGUGGCUUUCAUGUCUUGUCUGUUGACUACAGAGGGUUCGGGGACUCUACGGGUCAGCCCACAGAGGCGGGACUGACUGCAGACGCUGUGUGUGUCUAUGAGUGGACCAAGGCGAGAAGCGGUAACACGCCCGUGUGUCUCUGGGGCCACUCUCUGGGAACAGGAGUUGUAACAAAUGCUGCCAAAGUACUAGAAGAAAAAGGAUCCCCAGUUGAUGCUAUGAUCCUGGAAGCUCCAUUUACCAAUGUGUGGGACGCAAGUAUCAAUUAUCCCUUGUUAAAGAUUUACCGGAAACUUCCAGGAUUUUUACGCACACUUACAGACGCCCUGAAAAAAGACAAACUAGUCUUCCCUAAUGAUGAAAAUGUUAAAUUCCUGUCUUCUCCCCUUCUCAUCCUUCAUUGUGAGGAUGACCGUACAGUGCCUUUGGCGUUAGGAAAACAGCUCUAUGAAAUCGCAUACAAUGCAUACAGGAACAAAGAGAGGGUCAAGAUAGUGACGUUUCCUCCUGGCUUCCAACACAACUUGCUUUGCAGAUGCCCCACACUGUUAAAAACUGUGAGAGAUUUCCUGAGCCAGCAGUGGGCAUGAGGUCUGAGAGAAGUGGAAAUCUUCAGCGAAGCUUAGUCCAAACACCACAAUCAUUGUAGGGGGCUGUUUGGAUGAGUGGAAGUCCCUGGCAUUUCUACAAGUUACUUGCCACUACAAAGCACGGAUGCUGGGCGGUAUGGAACAUUCUCAUUUAGCUUAUCAUAGUCUACUUUGUGGAGUAUGUUGAAACUUCACUGUGGAGAAUGAGAACUUGGUAAAAAUUGGAUCCCAUCUAAAAAUGUGUAGUUACCAAACAUACUGGGAUAUUUGUGAAUCAGAUGGUCUUUGAUUUGGCCAUAAAAAGCAGUGUAAGAAAGGUGCUCCAAUGUCGUUAUAUAAUUUGUAUUUUAGUUUAAUUUAAAUGGCAUUAAAAAGUUCAAAGCAGUUUUCUCGCUUUCUGAAUAGCGUUGGGCAAAGUCCUAGCAUGCUACUCAAUUUGUUGUAAAAUAAUACAUUUUGACACUCAUGUAAUCCCUGGAAACGGACAUUUAUUUUUAGCCUUAAUACAGUCAUAUACUGUUCCCUCCCAAUUCCCAGAGAUACUUAACUAGAUUAGCUAACAAAACAAAAUCAAAGAAUGCUGCAGAAAUGCUCAAGUCCAAAAAGAAGCUAUUUUUUUCCAAGAGACACUUUAUA
Messenger RNA from Rhinolophus ferrumequinum (greater horseshoe bat), 1755 nucleotides. RefSeq names its product abhydrolase domain containing 12B (gene ABHD12B). Gene Ontology annotation, molecular function: phosphatidylcholine lysophospholipase A1 activity; monoacylglycerol lipase activity. Gene Ontology annotation, cellular component: endoplasmic reticulum membrane. Lineage: Eukaryota; Metazoa; Chordata; Mammalia; Chiroptera; Rhinolophidae. Gene Ontology annotation, biological process: monoacylglycerol catabolic process; phosphatidylserine catabolic process. The record is from RefSeq and is a predicted model, not a curated record. Bases 73 to 1119 code for a protein of 348 amino acids. The transcript is spliced from 13 exons.